UGAACUCCAGUACCUGGCACCGCAGAGCGCGUCCGGCGGCUGAGGGGGACGCAGGCGCACGGAGGAGACCGCUUGGUCCCGUUUAACUUCACUUUUACAGUCCACUGAAACUUCUGCGUGACGUUCCUCAUUUGUCCCGUCCCCCCCCCAUCCUCCCGACUGACGGGCUGAGUUUUGGAUACCGGCAGGGGGAGGAGAUGGAGCUGCAGGGCUCCGGGAGCUCGGGGCGCACGGAGGACCUGGAGUGAGUGACGCCGGUGGAUGGACGCUGCUCCCCGGUUCAGGCUGUCCACAGCGCGGCCAUGACGGGCACCCAGGAGCCAGACCUGCAUGAGCAGCACAGAGGACCAACGCAGUGGCAAGGCAGCGAGAAGGAGGAGGGGGAGAAGGUGCAUGUGUCAGUCGAGGGAGAGGAGAGGGAGCAGGAGGAAGGGGAGGAAGAGGAGGAGAAGGAGGAGGAGACGGAGGAGCUGCCCUACCCGGCUCUGGCACCAGUGGUCCUUUUGGCUCUGACCCAGACCAGCCCGCCCCGCUCCUGGUGCCUCCGAGCCGUCUGCCACCCAUGGUUUGAGCGUGUGAGCAUUUUGGCCAUCCUGCUGAACUGUGUGACUCUAGGGAUGUUCCAGCCUUGUGACCACACCCCCUUCUUCCUGCAGGCUCUGGAUGAUGGGAUCUUUGCGUUUUUUGCCGGGGAAAUGGUGAUGAAGAUGGUGGCUCUCGGGGUCAUAGGUCAGACCGGUUACCUAGGCGACACAUGGAACAGACUGGACUUCUUCAUUGUUAUAGUGGGAAUGCUGGAGUACUCCCUUGACGGACACAACGUCAGCCUAUCAGCUAUCCGGACUGUCCGGGUGCUCCGCCCACUGCGAGCCAUCAACAGAGUUCCCAGUAUGCGUAUCCUGGUGACCCUCCUCCUCGACACGCUCCCCAUGCUGGGCAACGUGCUGGCGCUGUGCUUCUUUGUCUUCUUCAUCUUCGGCAUCGUCGGCGUGCAGCUGUGGGCGGGGCUACUGCGGAACCGCUGUUUCAUGGGCGAGGACCUCAAGACGAGAUACAACAUUUCCUUCCUGAGUGGUUACUAUCGGCCGGACGGCACCGACGACCACCCGUUCAUCUGCUCGACGGACAGAGACAACGGGAUGCUCCGGUGCUCCGACGUGCCUCGCCGCCGCGUGGGCAGGACUUUCUGCGUCCUGGGCGCUGAGGAGACUCCUCCAGAGACUGGACCUGGAGCGGAUGAGCCAGUCUCAUGCGUGAACUGGUAUCAGUAUUACAACGAGUGUCGCGCCGGGGAAAUAAACCCUCACAAAGGGGCUAUUAACUUUGAUAACAUUGGAUACGCAUGGAUUGCCAUUUUUCAGGUAAUUACUCUAGAAGGUUGGGUAGACAUCAUGUACUAUGUCAUGGAUGCACAUUCCUUCUACAACUUCAUCUACUUCAUUUUCCUCAUUAUAGUGGGCUCCUUCUUCAUGAUCAACCUGUGCCUGGUCGUCAUAGCAACCCAGUUUUCCGAAACGAAGCAGAGAGAACACGCCUUGAUGAAGUCGGAGCAGCACGCCCGGCAGCUACACCAGUCGGCAUCCACCCUGGCCAGCGACAGCCAACCGGGAAGCUGCUACGAGGAGAUCAUCCGCUACCUGGCGCACCUCGGCCGCAAGGCAUGGCGACGACUGUGCCGCUACUAUGCUCAGAAACGCCCCCACUUCCACUGCGUGUGCAUGUGCCGGAGAGACAAAGGCGGGGGAUCGGCCAGAGGGGGCGGAGCUGGGGAGAUGAAUGGACUUGCCCACCGGCACUCGGGCCACGCCCCCAACGACCUGUCACACCUUCAUCAGCUGUAUCAUCACCACCAGCAUCAUCACCAGCAGCAUCAUGCUCCUCAGCCUGAGCCUGCAGUCAGGAACGGAGGGAGCGGUUUUAAUUAUCCCUUCAUCACGCCCCUCUUCAGGCACCAGGAUGCAAAAGGCCGGGACCAGAAAAGGCCGGCUGCCCCGGACGCCGUCAACAGACUGCCACAGCUGGUGCUGGAGCACGGUGGGUGCACCGGGCAUCCUGCUCUAACGUUGCCGGGCGAAGUCCCGGGGGAGUCCUCAGCGUGCCCCUACUGCAUCUACUACAACCAACUUAAUGACGGUGAACAUGUUAACGAACAGCCUGAAGACCAGCAGCGUGGGUACAGCAACUCAUGCCCUGGCAACAGCCCGUGUCAUAGUGACAGCCCGUGUCACUAUAGCAGCCCCUGCCGGGGUGAUGCACAGGUGCCUGAGCCAAAGAAGAGGCUGUGUGAGCGUUGCUGGGCGGCCCUCCAGUCUAGACUCAAACUCAUCGUUGGCAGCAGAUACUUCAGCAGAGGGAUCAUGAUUGCCAUCCUCAUCAACACGCUGUCGAUGGGCAUCGAGUCCCACGAACAGCCGCAGGAGCUGACGGAUAUUCUGGAGAUCAGCAACAUGGUGUUCACCAGCCUCUUCAGUCUGGAGAUGCUGCUGAAGGUCCUGGCCCUCGGGCUCUUCGGCUACAUCAAGAAUCCCUACAACGGCUUCGACAGCGUCAUCGUCAUCAUCAGCGUGUGGGAGAUAGUGGGGGAGGCGGAGGGGGGCCUGUCGGUGCUGCGUACCUUCCGCCUGCUGAGAGUUUUGAAGCUGGUGCGGUUCCUCCCCGCCCUGAGGAGGCAGCUGGUGGUGCUGAUGAAGACCAUGGACAACGUGGCCACGUUCUGCAUGUUGCUGAUGCUCUUCAUAUUCAUUUUCAGUAUCCUGGGGAUGCAUCUGUUUGGCUGUAAAUUCGGUUUGCGACAAGACAGCGGGGACACUUUACCUGACAGAAAGAAUUUUGACUCUCUGCUUUGGGCGACUGUCACCGUGUUUCAGAUCCUCACCCAGGAGGACUGGAACGCGGUGCUCUAUAACGGGAUGGCCUCCACCACGCCGUUGGCUGCCCUCUACUUCGUUGCCCUCAUGACCUUUGGCAACUACGUCCUCUUCAACCUGCUAGUAGCCAUUUUGGUCGAGGGCUUUCAAGCUGAAGGGGAUGCCAACAGAUCCGAGGCAGAUGACGACAGACAGUCACUCUCUUUCGAGGACGAGGAGAAGUUGAGAGAGUUAUAUGCUGCAGAGCUCAAGAUCCAGGCCAUGAUGCUGAGCCCCAAUGGCCUCCUGAACCCAAAAGCCUCCAUGCCCCACCUUCCUCCUCCACCUCUGCCGGUCAUCACACACACCGCAGCCACACCCACCAUAAAUUCCAGCCAAUCGCGGCGGGCGAGCAACGCCUCCAUGGAUAUGAACAGCCCCGGGCAAAGAUCACCGACUCUGUGGGACAGCGGGCCAGGGAGCCGUCGCUCCAGCUGGACUAGCGUCGGCCGAGCCCCCAGCCUCCACAGGAGAAGCCAGUCGGGGGAGAUGGAGUCCCUGUUGUCCGACGCGCACUCCAUCUCCAGCCCCGGCAGCAGGGAGCAGUCUCUGGACCAGGCCGAGUACCUGCAGGUGCCCAUGCUUCACACGCCCGACUGCAACGGCACCACCUACCACCUCGCCGACAACUGCUACGACGAGGCGCCCCUGGCGACUCAUUACCACGGUGACCUGGAGGAGGACGAGGUCGAGGAGAGUUUAUGUAAGAAGCUGAAGAAGAUCCUGGAGCCAUAUGAGCCUCAGUGGUGCCGGGAGCAUGAAGAGUGGUCCUUCUAUGUGUUCUCUCCACAGAACCGGUUGAGGUUGUGGUGUCAGAGGGUCAUAGGUCACAAGCUGUUCGAUCACGUCGUGCUCCUCUUCAUCUUCCUUAAUUGUAUCACCAUUGCUCUGGAGAGACCGGACAUACAGCCCCACAGCAUGGAGCGGGUAUUCCUCAGUGUGUCCAAUUACAUCUUCACUGUGAUCUUCGUUGGUGAAAUGAUGAUCAAGGUGGUGGCGAUGGGCUUCUACUUUGGCAAGGGUGUGUAUCUCCAGAGCAGCUGGAACAUAUUAGACGGGGUGCUGGUGUUUGUGUCGCUGGUGGACAUCCUGGUCUCCAUCGCAUCAUCGGGUGGUAAUCGGAUCUUGGGCAUCCUCCGUGUGCUUCGUCUGCUCCGCACACUCCGACCUCUCAGGGUGAUAAGUCGGGCUCCGGGUCUCAAACUGGUGGUGGAGACUCUGAUCACAUCUCUCAGACCCAUCGGGAACAUUGUCCUCAUCUGCUGCGCUUUUUUCAUCGUCUUUGGAAUAUUAGGAGUGCAGCUGUUCAAGGGGAAGUUCUUCUACUGCGACGGACUCGAUGUGAGCAACAUCGCCAACAAAACCCAGUGUCUGGAGGCAGGAUACCGCUGGCUCCGACGGAAGUACAACUUUGACAACAUAGGACAGGCGCUGAUGUCACUGUUUGUGCUGUCGUGUAAAGACGGCUGGGUCAGCAUCAUGUACGAUGGUCUGGACGCCGCCGGGGUGGAUCAGCAGCCAAUAAGAAACAACAACCCCUGGAUGCUGCUGUUCUUCAUCUCUUUCCUCCUCAUCGUCAGCUUCUUUGUGCUCAACAUGUUUGUGGGUGUGGUGGUGGAAAACUUUCACAAGUGUCGCCAGCAGCAGGAGGAGGAGGAGGCGCGGAUGAGGGAGGAGAAACGGCAGAAGCGGUUGGAGAAGAGGAGGAGAAGGGCCCAGGAGAAACCCUAUUAUUCUGACUACUCCCCGUUGCGUCGAUCCAUCCACACCGUGUGUACCAGCCACUACAUGGAUCUCUUCAUCACCAUCAUCAUCUUCACAAACCUCCUCACCAUGAGCAUGGAGCACUACAAUCAGCCUCAGUACCUCAACGAAAUACUGAAGUACUGCAAUUACGUCUUCACCGUGGUUUUUGUCAUCGAGGCCAUCCUCAAACUCAUCGCCUUCGGCCUGCGCCGCUUCUUCAAAGAGAGAUGGAACCAGCUGGACCUUGCCAUUGUGUUGUUGUCCAUCAUGGGAAUCACAUUGGAGGAAAUAGACCUGAGCGCUUCCCUGCCCAUAAACCCCACCAUCAUACGCAUCAUGAGAGUCCUGAGGAUCACACGAGUGCUGAAGCUCUUGAAGAUGGCGACAGGGAUGAGGUCUCUGUUGGACACGGUGAUGCAAGCUCUGCCGCAGGUGGGGAAUCUGGGUCUGCUCUUCAUGUUGCUGUUCUUCAUCUAUGCAGCUCUGGGAGUUGAGCUCUUUGGAAAACUGGAGUGCUCAGACGAGAACCCGUGUGAGGGUCUCAGUCGCCACGCUACCUUCGACAACUUUGGCAUGGCCUUCCUCACGCUCUUCAGGGUGUCCACCGGGGACAACUGGAAUGGGAUUAUGAAGGACACUCUGCGUGAUUGCCGCCCGCAGGAUCGCCACUGCCUCACCUACCUGCCCCUGAUCUCCCCCGUUUACUUUGUCACCUUCGUCCUCACGGCUCAGUUCGUGCUGGUCAACGUGGUCGUGGCCGUGCUGAUGAAACACCUGGAGGAGAGCAACAAGGAGGCGCAGCUGGAGGAGAUGGAGGAGAGGAAGGAGAGGGAGGAGCAGAAGGAGAGAGAGGAGCAGAAGGAGAGGGAGGAGGCCAACCGUCGCCUCAGCACUGCGUCUUCGAGCGGAGCCCCGGGGCCCAACCUGGACACACCUGCUCAGGUGCAGAUCGAGGAUGACGAGUGUUCCCAAGGCAACCUGCAGAGCAUGGGACGCAUGAUGUCUCUCCCCAGCGACAGCUACGUUCAGCCACUCAGAUGUUCCCCUUAUCCUCUGGUUGGCCAAGAGGCCUACUCCGGCUACAGCUACUCAGGCUCCAUGUCCUCUCUGGGGUCCAGUGGCGGCGGCUCUCUGCUGCAGGUUCCAGGAGCUCUGCCCGCCAUAAGCCACGCUACCCUGGGGUCCGGACGCAGCGCGAGGCCCGUGAUCCGCCUCAGCACCGCUCAGAGCGUGGACAGACACUCCCCACACAGACUCAGUCCGUCUGACAGCGUAGAGGGACGCCGCUGGAGUCCCGCUCACGGAACAAACAGACACAGGCUCAACUCGGCCCACAGCAUCGACGGAUACAAGUUCAGCCCGGCACAUCGGAUAAACAGACACAGACUCAGCUCUGCGCACAGUAUGGACGGAUACCGGCUGAACUCGGAAGAGAGCACAGACAGGCCCCGGCUCAUGUCCAGCCACAGUAUAGACAGACAUCCGUCGCUCAGACCGAGUCCCACUCACAGUGCCGGCAGACAGCCCUCCCAUUGGCUCAGCCCCGAGGACAGUUUAGACAGAAACAAGUUGAGUCCCUCCUACAUCCCAGACAGGUCCGUUCUGAGGAGACCCGCAUCGUUCCACACGGCGAGCAGACAGCUGCGGAGACAGGCGGCCGUUCGCUGUGACUCUCUGGACCAGAGCGGAUCAGCCGACAGUCUGGCGGAGCCUCACCUCGCCGUGUCCGCCGCCCCUUCCACGCCGCCGCGCCAGCGAUCGUCCAGUGUACACACACUGAAAUAUACACACCCCCAGAGGGUCAUCUCGUGCCGCAGCCACAGCCGGAGCCACAGUGAAACCACUGGACAGGAACAUGUACCCGAGCAGGCCACCUGCGGCUCGCAGCCAGCGGCAGACGUCGGCAAACGGCCCGUCAGCCCGCAGAGCCUGUCCAGUCUGAAGGCGUCCGGCGGUGAAUCCGCCCCAUCGGCUCCGCCCUGCAGCUCCAGAGCGGCGAGCCUCGGCCCCGGCUCCGGACCCGGGCCUCAGGCAGACACCGCGGACGAGGAGGUCAACCGUAUUAACAGUUCUGCGCACACUGACUCACACGCACAGCUUCCUCCCAGCUCCUCACACAAAACCAGACACCUUAACCCGAGUCCCGGGGAGCACAGGAGCCGCCUCAGCCAAUCAAUGUCCCCGGUGUCGGGCAGGAACAUGAAGCAGAGGAUGAGCCCGCCGCCGGGGGAGGAGCAGGUCACUACUGCCACCCAAUUGAUGGACAGCAGUGUUGAGCUGAGGAGGCGGACUCUGUCAUUUGAUGCCACGUCCCUCUCUCCUAAUCAACCAGAGGGGAGCUCCGUGGACGACUAAACCGACGCAGCGGUGGAUGGAUGGUGCGGUUAUCCUCGCCGAGGCAAAUCUGCCGCCGGGGCAAACGAGAGGGGCGGGAGUCGCAAUGCAGUGCAGGAGGGAUACCUGUUUCCGGCCACGCCCCUGGCCUGGUCCCGUCCAAUCACAAGAUGUUCACAGGGUGUCUGAGAUGAACUCAUUCAGACUCUGUAUGUGUGAGUGUGUAUGUGGUCAAAAGACUUUUACCCGUUUCGUGCUGUUUGCACACAAGAUGCACACAAGGAGACGUUUCCUUCACCUCUGUCAUAGUCCUAGUUUUAGUUCAAACAUAGUAGCCUCUCUCCAGCUGUAUUUACCCUCAACCCCAACCAAUGCCCUUGCUUGCUCUCUUCCUUCCACCCCCCACUUUCAUCCCUCACCAUGCAUCUCAAGCCUAGGUCACAAUACAGGACUGAAUCACACAGAAAGACUGAUCUGCUUGUGUACAUACAGACAUGUAGACAAACAGAAAAUAUACAACUAGCUUUUGAUCAUUUCAAAGCCCCAGUGUGUAAUUUUUGUAAUUUUCUGGCGGCAUCUGGCGGUAAAAUUGCAAACCGCAACCAACUGAGCAUCCG
Messenger RNA from Scophthalmus maximus (turbot), 7603 nucleotides. RefSeq names its product voltage-dependent T-type calcium channel subunit alpha-1I-like. Bases 303 to 7007 code for a protein of 2234 amino acids. Gene Ontology annotation, cellular component: neuron projection; voltage-gated sodium channel complex; plasma membrane. Gene Ontology annotation, molecular function: low voltage-gated calcium channel activity; voltage-gated sodium channel activity. Gene Ontology annotation, biological process: positive regulation of calcium ion-dependent exocytosis; calcium ion transmembrane transport; membrane depolarization during action potential. NCBI's taxonomy places the organism in Eukaryota, Metazoa, Chordata, Actinopteri, Pleuronectiformes, Scophthalmidae. The record is from RefSeq and is a predicted model, not a curated record. The transcript has 35 exons.